AGCGCGUCACUGCCGGGGCGGGCGCUGGCGCUGCGGGCACCGCGCUAUGGCGAUCUUCAGCGUCUACGUGGUCAACAAGGCGGGCGGCCUCAUCUACCAGCUGGACCACUACGCGCCCCGCGCCGACACCGAGAAGACGUUCAGCUUUCCGCUCGAUCUCGUCCUGCGCCCGCACGACGAGCGCGUCGUCGUCGCCUUCGGGCAGCGGGACGGCAUCCGCGUGGGUCACGCCGUGCUCGCCAUCAACGGGGCCGAGGUCAACGGUCGCUUCACAGCGGACGGGAAGGACGUGCUGGAAUUCCUCGGUAACCCCGCCAACUACCCGGUAUCCAUCCGCUUUGGCCGCCACCGGCUCUCCUCCAACGAGAAGCUCAUGCUGGCCUCCAUGUUCCAUUCGCUGUUCGCCAUCGGAUCACAGCUGUCACCUGAAGUUGGGAGCUCCGGGAUCGAGAUGCUGGAGACCGAUACCUUCAAGCUACACUGCUUCCAGACGCUGACAGGGAUCAAAUUCAUGGUUCUUGCUGACCCAAGGCAGACAGGGAUAGACGCUCUUCUCCGCAAAAUUUAUGAGAUUUACUCAGACUUCGCUCUGAAGAAUCCUUUUUACUCCCUGGAGAUGCCAAUAAGGUGCGAGUUGUUUGAUCAGAACUUGAAACUUGCUCUGGAGGUGGCAGAGAAAGCUGGACCCUUUGGACCAGGAUCAUAGAGAAAGCCUCUCCUGUUGCAGAGAUUCAUUCAUCUGAACAGCGGGGCCUCUCUCUUCCCUGGAGAGCCUCUCACAAAGCUCCCCUCUCCACAGCAGAGAUUGCACACCCCCAAAACAUGCUUAUCCCUUUUGUUGUUAAAACUUACCUUAAACAGAUUUCCUUAGCACAGUUUACACUGGGCCACAGGGCUUUAUUUUGCUGUUGUAGCCCUGCUGCACUUGGGUGAAGGUGCAGGUCUGUGGUCCUACCACAGUGCUUUUCUUUCCUGUCAUAAACGUACACAUGUA
This is a messenger RNA of Malurus melanocephalus (red-backed fairy wren), 994 nucleotides long. RefSeq names its product trafficking protein particle complex subunit 4 (gene TRAPPC4). Lineage: Eukaryota; Metazoa; Chordata; Aves; Passeriformes; Maluridae. Bases 47 to 706 code for a protein of 219 amino acids. The record is from RefSeq and is a predicted model, not a curated record. Gene Ontology annotation, cellular component: TRAPP complex. Gene Ontology annotation, biological process: endoplasmic reticulum to Golgi vesicle-mediated transport. The transcript has 5 exons.